UGUAUUCGAUUUAUUCGAGACGCGGGUUCUGUCACUCGAUAUGCUGGCGCUCACUUACGACAUUAUUGAUGUUUUCUCGAGUUGUGUGAAGAACUGGGCCAACAGGAAUACUACGAUGUUUAUGUUACAAGAACGCACUUGAAAAUUCACGAAAAGAUUGCAUCAUUGAAGCUUUGGACAACGCCGUGGUGCGACCUUUACUGCUUUGUUGGACGCAAUACAACCAAACGGAUCACUGAAGCUAGACGUGUUGCCUGUUGGUAUUUCCACUCGUUGGGGAGGCAAGUUAAUCGUGGAAAGAGUUCGAGCAAUGAUUAAGAAAGCUGGAAACGUUAUCUCAGCCAAGUUUGCUGCUCCCUACGCUACAAAUUGCGAACCAUAAAAUUUAUCUUCUCAUCUCAGCCUGACAUUGCCAAUAAACAAAUUCUUUCAAAGUGAAAACCCAAAAUGCCGAUCGUGAACGAAUUUUCUCUGCUCUGAUGCAGUUGCUGGAGAGUUCUAGUGGACGUCUGUAUGAAGACGAUCUCGACUAUCUCAAGACCCAAAUCAAGGAAGAUCCGCAGAUACUAAGCAAGAUGACGCCUUGCAACAAUGACAACCGAGAUGAUCUAUGCACGCUUCUGCACCAUGCAGCUGCUGGUCCAGCUCAUGAUCCUGACCUUGUCCAGUGGAUGAUAAACCUCGGAGCUCUCUUCCUUCGAUCCAUUUUGGGACCAGGCCUCCUGAUCGUGUGGAAUCGUGAAUGGGAGCAAUACCUGACGAAGAUCCGCCAUCGCUGUAGUGUGACUGGCGAGAGCUUCGAAGGUGUCGUGGCUACUGUGAAGGGCUCGGUGGAACCGGCCGUGCUGGAAACACUAGCUACGUACGUGCUGAAGAAGCGAGUGGAGAAUGUGGACGACGCGGAGAUCCUGGCGCAGGUGCAUAAGCGCUGCAGGUCUCUCAAGAACGACUUCAUUCCGGACAUCACUACGCUCUUUCGCAAGUCCUUGAAGAUGGAUAUGCAGGUGGAUGACUGUGACGCACGAGUGUUUCAGUACUUCCAGUCUUUUACAAAAAUUGUGGAGGACAACGGUCUGCAGGCGCUGAUUGGCGGAGGUAAUGCUGCCGGCCCUGGCUACAAGGAUCGAAUGAAGGCUCGGUGUGCAAUUCUCGUGGAGAAUAUUCAGCCCGCUAUGCUGAAGGAGCAGAUCGAGCGCCUUAUCAAGUAUGAGAGACGGGAAUGUAAGACGGACGAUGCAGCCCUCUUCGACUUGAUUCUGGAACAUGCUCGGGUGCAGCAGAGGUUCCACGUACAAAGUGUGGAGCGAGUCGUGCCUCAGGAGCGUGGACAGCAGCCACAGCAGCAAGGGAAGCGAUCAGCCAAGUCUGUAAAAGCGACGCCCACUGCUGAGAAGAAGGCUAGGACUCCUCCACGUGAUGGCUGUUUGGUGGGCAAGGGUGCCCAUUGGUUGGAUGAGUGUCCGACGGCUACGGCAGGUUAG
Phytophthora nicotianae INRA-310 is the source of this 1481-nucleotide messenger RNA. RefSeq lists its product as hypothetical. The transcript has 2 exons. The record is from RefSeq and is a predicted model, not a curated record. Lineage: Eukaryota; Oomycota; Peronosporomycetes; Peronosporales; Peronosporaceae. The coding region runs from base 480 to 1481 and encodes 333 amino acids.